Chenopodium quinoa (quinoa) is the source of this 1046-nucleotide messenger RNA. RefSeq lists its product as uncharacterized. The transcript has 5 exons. The coding region runs from base 206 to 643 and encodes 145 amino acids. Lineage: Eukaryota; Viridiplantae; Streptophyta; Magnoliopsida; Caryophyllales; Amaranthaceae. The record is from RefSeq and is a predicted model, not a curated record.
AGCCCAAAAUGGCACGACUAUUUCAUACUCUAUUCAAGACAUUGAGCAUACUGGCACAAGGCCGCACAACACAUAAGUCUACACGGCUAGCCAAUGCCCACCUUUAUCCCCAUUCCCCAUAAAUUUCUACGGAGUACAGAGUAGUUCAAUAAAAUGACGAGUGCGAGUGCUUGAAUGCUUGAAUGCUUGAUAGAGUAGACGAAAGAUGAAGGAAGAAAAAGGCAUGGAAUUCAAAACCACUCAAUUAUCAUUCACAAAUACUACUCCUAACUCCACCACCACCACCACGCCAACCACCUCCACCACCAAGCGCCUCCUCUUCGACCGCCGCUACGGUUGGGUAAUUGAUGAAUGGAAAAAUCCAUCUGAAGAAGCUCUUGCUGGUGGCCGUGGAAUGUUCUGCAUCGUCCCAAUUGCAAAAGGGUUGCUAGAAAUGGCCUCUAAUUCGAUAAGCGUCAUGGCAAAUUCUGCAAUUGAAUUUCUGGAAAGACGUGACCGCUUCAGUCCUCAGCAGUUGCAAGCCACAGUUGGCAAUCAGCUUCAGCAACUGGGAGCUUCUAUACAGAAACCAGGCUUAACCUUGUUAAAGUUUAAGGGGAAACAUUCAGGAAAUGAAAGUCUUCCCCUGAAUUUACACUUUUAAGAAACGGUCAUCACCACAAAUACUGACAUGGCUGCAGCCUUGCGGGUGGCUAGUUUGCUUGGGAGUAUUGACGCAGUAGCAACAGCGAAAAGCUAUGAGGCUAUGACCUGUGGCUUGAAAGUUGUGCCCGUCUGAAAGCUUUUGUAUGUGAGUUUCUUGAGUUAGGGUCGAAUAGGGGCUAAUGACCAACAAAGUUGAUGAUCGUUGUCAUAAAGAGCAUUUCUCAAGUUAGGGUCGAAUUUUGAAUAAUUGGGGUUGUAUUGUGGAUAGGCCAAUUACUCGUAUAUAUGGUGAAUAAAUUGUAAAAGGAAACAAAGUCCUUAAUAUAGACUUAUGGAGUAGAUUAUAAAAUGUCAAUGAUAUAUACAAAAUUCAAUUCAACUCUCACAGGUUAAUUUACCAA